AUGGCUUUUCUGAAUGCCACUUUUGACUUGUAUCUCCUAGGCUUCGUCGCCUUCUUGUUCGCGUUAAUUAAACUUACAAGAACAACAAAAAAGAAACCCAAUCUGCCUCCAUCUCCACCGAAAUUGCCAAUUAUCGGCAAUAUUCAUCAGUUAGGCACUCUUCCUUAUCGUUCUUUCAGAGACCUCUCUCUGAAACACGGCCCUCUCUUGUGGUUGCAGCUCGGUCGAAUUCCUACUUUACUGGUCUGUUCUGCAGAUUUGGCCAGAGAACUGAUGAAGAACCAAGACGCAGUUUUUGCCGGCAGGUUUCAAAACAUAUCUGCCAGAACCUUACUCUAUGGAUGUAAAGAUAUCGCCUAUGCCACUUAUGGCGAAAGCUGGAGACAGAAAAGGAAGAUUUGCGUGCUUGAACUUCUGAGCUUGAAAAAGGUUCACUCUUUCCAAGUCAUAAGAGAAGAAGAAGUUGCAGAAAUGGUGAAGGAGACACGAAGACCUUGUUUGAGUGAUACUAAUCGCUCUGUGAACAUAAGUGACCUCAUAUCUGCCACCACCAACAACAUAAUAUUCAGAUGCAUAAUUGGACAGAAGUAUGAUAUAUCAGAGAGCAGUGCGAGAUUUGGGACGCUUGCGAGGAAGGAGAUGAUUCAUCUUGCAGAGUUGGUAGUGGGAGAUUUCUUUCCUUGGUUGGGUUGGGUUGAUGUUCUCACUGGGAAAAUUCAAGAGCUUAAAGGCACGUUUAAACCCAUGGAUGGGUUCUUUGAUCAGGUGACUGAAGAUCAUAAGUAA
Neltuma alba is the source of this 786-nucleotide messenger RNA. Its product is annotated as cytochrome P450 71A1-like. The transcript has a single exon. The coding region runs from base 1 to 786 and encodes 261 amino acids. Lineage: Eukaryota; Viridiplantae; Streptophyta; Magnoliopsida; Fabales; Fabaceae. Gene Ontology annotation, molecular function: monooxygenase activity; iron ion binding; heme binding. The record is from RefSeq and is a predicted model, not a curated record.